UUAAACUUCUUCGUUGUUUAAUUAUUGUUUCAGUUCAGUUGCUAUAAAAUAUAUUGUAUGUAUGAUUUGGUGGUGUAAUCUUAGUUUUGUUAUUAUUAACUGUUUAUUUAUUGACUCUGUGAUCCUUGAUGUAUUUUGUAGUUUCUCUCGGUUGUAUUCUUAAAUGCGGGUUGCGAUAUCUAGCAUCUUGCUAUAUGUCGUUUUUAACCUUUUAGCUUGGAUGAAUAAAAGUUUGAUUGUUGUUGUUCAAGAAAAAAAAAUUAUUGACUCUGUGAUGCAUAAUGAUUAUCAAAUUGUCUUUAAAAUAAACUAAUUGUUAUCGAAAUUCGAAAAUCACAUCCUUAUAGUGAUAAUGUUAAAGUUAUGUUUCCAUCCGUUUUUUAAUCACUUAAAAUGUUUUUACUCUUGUUUGUCUUCUCACAGUUUUUUUUUUUUUUUUUGAUUUUUAACUAAUGAAAAAAUGAUUAAGAUGAAUAUUUAGGUUUUUGUGUUUUUGAUUGUUUGGUUAAUUUCAUUAUUAGUUUAAGUCAAUAAUGCUAACACUUAAUUUCAAGGGAAUAAAUAAAAUAAUAAAAGGUAAUAUUCAUUUAACUUGCACCAUUCCUCCCUCUUCAUAAGUCAUAUCUAGCUUUGGCUCCACUCUACAUAAACAACCAUUGCCCAUUCAUUAAUGGAAGCUGUAUAUUGAUAUUUAUAUAAUAUCAAUUUGAAACAUAUGUUGGCAUCAAGGGUUGUAUUACAUGUUUUAUGGGUUGUACUUAACAUAUAUUGGCAUCAAGGGUUGUACCAUAAGUUUGAUGAGUUGUACUUUUAUUUUUGUUCUUUUAUCUUUAAAAUGCAAAACAUAUAAAGUGAUUGGUUACAAUCACUUUUAACCCAUAAAAAAUUUUUGUAUUAUGUUUUGGUCAAAUUUAAUUUUGCGAGUUAACAUGCUACAACGUGCGUGUAUGAUUCAAUGUUUUUACGCGUAGUUUUCCUAUACAAAAAGCCGUCACAACGCGUGAUUCUAGAACAACUUAGUUAUUGUUUUCUAUGUUUUACAUUUAGAGUGAUUGGUUCAACAUUGUUUCAUCGUCUACUUUUCGUUUGGUUUUAUAUUUCAUUUUUUAUUUCAUUUUUUACACGAACCUUUUUGGUGUUGAUCGUCGUUCACGGUGAUAUAAUAUUGGAGCUACUUAGCACGGUUUUACGCCUCCACCACAACAUGGGGGUAUAUAAUUUGCAACAUAUUUAUGCAUUAUGAUUUGUCACAUAAUUCUUAGUGGGUUGUAUCAACUAAAGAAAAAUUUGUAUUUCAUUUAAAUACUAUAAAUAACUUUGUGAGUUAACACGGCGCAACGUGCGUGUGUGGUUAAUCGAUUUUACGUCGUUUAUUUUUUCCGUUUGACAGGUUGAUCGUAACGCUCGGAUCCUAGACCGACUUAUUUAUUUUUUUAUAUGUUUUACGUUUUGUUUUAAUUUAUUCGUAUUAACACGCUGCAACUUCAUUGUUGGUGGUCGCUGAUAGUAGUGUGGCAUUGGCGUUCGUCCCCGCCGCAACGCGGGGGUCGUUAAUACUAGUUGUAUUUGUAUUGCAUCCUGUUAAAGUUGUUUUUUCGAUGUUCACACACUUUUUUUAUUGCAUCGUGUUCACACUUUUUUUUUCAGUUCGGAAACUUGUAAAAAGCAUUAUCAACAUAGAUUUUCUAGCCCUCAUUGUUGGAAUUGGUGGUCUCGGAAUUAUGAAAGAUUGCCCAGUUACUCUCAACCGAUAGCAUACGCAGAGGAAUGCCUAAGGGGCUAAACUGCGCCACAGAUGUUUAAGUCACUCGUCAUCUCUCACACCCGUACCUGUUUCAAAACAAUCAUCCCAUUUUGCCCCAAACAUUACUCUACACAAACACAUACAUUUGACAACUUCCACAACCCAAAAGUUUCAAAACCCUUGACCACUUUUGUCAAAAGAACAUUCUCCCACAUAUACCAACAAUGUUCAUAUCAAAAGACCCUCGAUCAAGGAAAACAAGCACAUGCUCACAUGAUUGCAUCCGGGUUUGUACCCACUAUCUUCGUGACAAAUUGUUUGAUCCAAAUGUACAUCAAAUGUUCGAAUAUGUAUUAUGCCCACAAGGUUUUCGACGAAAUGCCUCAAAGAGACACAAUUUCUUGGAACGCUAUGGUUUUCGGGUAUGCCGGGAUUGGAAACAUGGGUAUUGCUCAGAACAUGUUUGAUUCAAUGCCUGAGAGAGAUGUGGUUUCGUGGAACUCUUUGAUUUCAGGAUACUUACAGAACGGUAAUUGUGCGGAAUCGGUUGAUAUUUUUACGCGAAUCCUAAGAGAGGGUGCGGCGUUGGAUGCCACCACAUUUGCUGUGGUUUUGAAGGCAUGUUUAGGUUUGGAGGAUUAUGGUUUAGGGGUUCAAGUUCACGGACUUCUUAUUCAAACUGGGUUUGUUUACGAUGUGGUGGCAGGGAGCGCAACGGUUGAUAUGUACGCAAAAUGCAAGAAACUGAAGGAAUCAAUAACCUUUUUCAAUGAAAUGCCUGUGAAGAAUUGGGUGUCAUGGAGCGCGUUGAUCGCUGGUUGCGUACAAAAUGAUGAGCUUUUAUGCGGUUUGGAACUAUUCAAAAAUAUGCAAAAAGAAGGGUUAGGAGUUAGCCAAUCAACAUACGCUAGUCUUUUUCGGUCAUGUGCAGGCUUGACCGCACUAAAUUUCGGGUCUCAAUUACACGGUCAUUCUCUAAAGAUGAAUUUCGGUUCUGAUUUGAUAGUAGGAACCGCAACUUUGGAUAUGUACGCGAAAUGUGACAGGUUAAGCGACGCAAAAAAACUGUUUCGCACGUUAUCAGUUCGUAAUCGACAGUCAUACAACGCGAUUAUUAUAGGUUGCACGCGUGUUGGUGAAGCUUUUGAAGCAUUGCAGCUGUUUCGUAAUCUAAUGUGCACCGAUCUUGGUUUUGAUGAGAUUAGUUUAUCAGGUGCGUUUAGCGCGUGUGCGGUGAUUAAAGCGUAUACCUUUGGGGUGGGAUUACACGGGUUGACAAUCAAGAGUAUGUUGCAGUCCAACGUGUGCGUUGAAAAUGCCAUGCUUGAUAUGUACGGAAAAUGUGGAGCUCUGACGGAAGCACGCCGCGUGUUUGACGACAUGCGGAUAAGAGAUGCGGUUUCUUGGAAUGCGAUUAUUGCUGCUUAUGAGCAAAACGGUAACGUAGAUGAAACACUUGAACUUCUUGUUUCGAUGCUGGGUUCGGGUCUAGAACCCGACGAGUUCACUUUCGGUAGUGUGUUAAAAGCGUGUGCGGGUCUGAAAGCUUUAAACUACGGAACGGAAAUUCACGGUAGAAUAGUUAAAUCGGGGAUGGGUUUGGAAUCUUUUGUCGGAAGCGCGCUUGUAGAUAUGUAUUGCAAAUGCGCGAGAAUCGAAGAUGCCGAAAAGCUUCAUGAACGAAUGUCGGAACAAACAAUGGUGGCAUGGAAUGCGAUCAUUUCGGGAUUCUCGGAUCAAGAACAAAGUGAAGAAGCGCAAAAAUUCUUUUCCCGGAUGUUACAAUCCGGAACAAAACCCGACAACUUCACAUUUGCAACGGUUCUUGACACGUGUGCGAAUCUCGCAACCAUCAGUUUAGGAAGACAGAUACACGGUCAAAUCAUUAAACAAGAAAUGCAAACCGAUGUGUUCAUUUGCAGCACACUUGUUGAUAUGUAUUCAAAGUGCGGCAACAUGCACGAUUCACGAUUAAUGUUUGACAAGUCAACUAAUAAAGAUUUCGUCACAUGGAACGCGAUGAUUUGCGGAUACGCUAACCACGGACAUGCAAACGAUGCGAUAAGUAUUUUCGAGUCCAUGAAACUAAACAAUGUGAAACCGAACCAUGCGACUUUUGUGUCGGUCCUAAGAGCGUGUGCGCAUAUGGGCCAAGUGGAAAGAGGGUUAGAAUACUUCAACUCGAUGUGGAACAAUUACAAGCUAAACCCUCAAUUAGAACAUUACUCGUGCAUGGUGGAUAUAUUAGGCCGGUCGGGUCAAGUCAACAAGGCGUUAAAUCUUAUUAACGACAUGGCGAUCGAACCCGAUGAUGUUAUAUGGAGAACCUUACUUGGUAUAUGCAAGUUACAGAAGAAUGUGGAGGUGGCUGAGACGGCUGCAAGUCGGCUUAUUCAGCUGGACCCACAAGAUUCAAGCACGUAUGUACUGUUGGCGAAUAUUUACGCUGAUGCAGGGAUGUGGGAAAAGGUCUCGAAGAUUAGAAAGAGUAUGAGACGUGUUGGGUUGAAGAAAGAACCCGGUUGCAGCUGGAUUGAGGUGAAAUCCGAGCUGCAUAUGUUUGUUAUUGCGGAUAAAGCGCACCCGAGAUGCAACGAGAUUUAUGACAAGUUGGACGAGUUAGUUGGUGAGAUGACAUGGUCUCGAUGUGUGAAUGAUGCCGAGGGACCAGAAGAUGAACGUGCGGCUUGUUUCACGAGUUAUGCGUAGCGUGUCUUACGAAUGAGUCGAUAUGCGUAAUUUUUUUAGACGAAAUGCAAAAUUUUGAUUUACAUACAUGUAAGAGUUAAUUGCCAUUUUCGCCCCUGAGGUUUGAGCACAUUUGCCAUUUUCGUCCAAAAUGACAGUUUGGUACCAUUUUGCCCCUCACGUUUGGCCAUUUUUGGCAUUUUCAUCCAAAUCUCUAACCUAGUUAAAAAGUUCUGUUAAAUGAGAAUUUUUUUAAUUUAA
Messenger RNA from Helianthus annuus (common sunflower), 4693 nucleotides. Its product is annotated as pentatricopeptide repeat-containing protein At3g02330, mitochondrial. The coding region runs from base 1796 to 4453 and encodes 885 amino acids. Lineage: Eukaryota; Viridiplantae; Streptophyta; Magnoliopsida; Asterales; Asteraceae. Gene Ontology annotation, molecular function: RNA binding; protein binding. The record is from RefSeq and is a predicted model, not a curated record. Gene Ontology annotation, biological process: RNA modification. The transcript is spliced from 2 exons.